AUGAAUAUAGCUCAUCCUAAAUUUGACCCUCAGAAGAAGCUAAAUGACGUAGGACUCUUGAGACUGGAUAGAGAAGUGCAGUACAACGACAUCAUUCGUCCAAUCUGCAUGGUCUUGGAUUCCGGAUUCAACCCAAAACUAAUGGAUAAAUUCCAGGUCUUCGGCUGGGGUAUAACCGAAAACAUAACUUUUAGCGAAGAGCUAAAGAUGAUCUCCCUGGCUCGUAGAGAUCCCAUCCAUUGUUUUAAUGCCGAAACUUAUUCGAAGAUCUGCGCAGGCGCGCUUAUUGGUGACACCUGUUCGGGCGACUCUGGCGGACCCUUGGUCGGCGAGGUUCAGUACAUGGACAAUCUGAUCAUCGCUCAGAUUGGAAUCGCCGAUGGCGUCUACACGGAUAUUAAGACCUUCACGUGGAUUGUGAGGUUAGGAGUAUAUGAUAGAUCCUGCACUGUUUGCAAAGAAGUGAAGGAGUAUAAUGUGGUCGAGAGUAUACCUCAUCCUAGGUUUAGCGUAUAUCAAGAGUCGAAUGAUAUAGGCCUUUUGAGGUUGGACAAAGACGUAAAGUAUAACUCUUACAUCCGCCCAAUGUGCCUGAUCCUGGAUCCCAGAUUUAACCCAAGAAUCAUCGAUAGAUUCCAGGUCUUCGGCUGGGGUAUAACGCAAAACAGUACGCUAAGCCAAGUUGUACAGACCACCCAUAUGAACCGAAGGACACCACCUACCUCCGAUUGCUCGUUUGCCAACACGAAUUCAAAGAUCUGCGCUGGCUCCGAGCUAGCGUACACCUGUAUGGGCGACUCUGGUGGGCCCCUGAUCUCCGAGGUCCAAUAUAAAAACUAUCUGAUCUUUGCACAGAUCGGAAUAGUCAGUAAUGGACCAGAGUCUUGCAUGACUGAUGCCGUCUAUACGGAUGUUAAUUACUUCAAGUGGUGGAUACAAAGUCACGUUUCAAGAUAA
Molecule: messenger RNA, 957 nt
Organism: Drosophila takahashii
Lineage: Eukaryota; Metazoa; Arthropoda; Insecta; Diptera; Drosophilidae
Product: CLIP domain-containing serine protease HP8-like
Biological process (GO): proteolysis
Molecular function (GO): serine-type endopeptidase activity
Source: RefSeq, a predicted model, not a curated record